Molecule: messenger RNA, 315 nt
Organism: Staurois parvus
Lineage: Eukaryota; Metazoa; Chordata; Amphibia; Anura; Ranidae
Source: the annotation of a GenBank genome assembly
AUGAAUGCCUUCAUGGUGUGGGCGAAGGACGAGCGGAGGAAAAUUCUCCAGGCUUUCCCUGACAUGCACAAUUCAAAUAUUAGCAAAAUACUAGGGUCUCGCUGGAAAGCCAUGACGAAUCUGGAGAAGCAGCCUUACUAUGAAGAACAAGCUCGACUCAGCAAGCAACACCUGGAGAAAUACCCGGACUACAAAUACAAGCCGCGGCCAAAACGCACCUGCUUAGUUGAUGGUAAGAAGCUACGGAUUGGCGAGUACAAGGCAAUCAUGCGCAGCCGCCGGCAAGAAAUGAGACAGUAUUUCAACGUAGGGUAA